UCGAUAUAAAGCAAAAUAAUCUCGGAUCAGAUCGAUCUCCACAUUCUCCAUCUCACCCCUGCCCCAUCACCACCUCCGCCUUUUCAUUUCUCCGCUUCGCAAAUCUCACGACUCCUCUCCCUCCCAAAAAGCUCCGUCAGAUCUCCUCUCUCGGCGAGGAAAUGGCGCAGAUACUGCUGCACGGGACGCUCCACGCCACCGUCUAUGAAGUGGAUCGGCUCCACCACGGCGGCGCUCCCAAGUUCUUCCGCAAGAUUAUGGCAAAUAUCGAAGAGACUGUUGGCCUGGGCAAGGGAGUGACGAAACUGUAUGCCACAAUCGAUUUAGGAAAGGCUAGAGUUGGAAGGACAAGAAUAAUUGAAAAGGAAGCUUCUAACCCACGCUGGUACGAGUCCUUCCACAUCUAUUGUGCCCACAUGGCCUCGGAUGUUGUAUUUUCCAUCAAGGACGAUAACCCUAUCGGUGCAUCAUUGAUCGGAAGAGCCUAUAUACCUGUUGAUGAGUUGUUGGGCGGGGAAGAGCUGGAUAGAUGGGUUGAAAUCUUGGAUAAAGACAGAAAUCCUAUAGGUUCGAAGAUCCAUGUGAAGCUGCAGUACUUUGAUAUCAGCAAAGACCGUAACUACGGUAGGGGUAUUAGAAGUGCGAAAUUUCCUGGAGUUCCUUAUACAUUCUUCUCUCAGAGACAAGGAUGUAAAGUAUCUCUUUACCAGGAUGCUCACAUCCCGGACAACUUCAUUCCAAAAAUCCCUCUUGCUGGAGGCAAGUAUUAUGAGCCUCACAGAUGUUGGGAAGAUAUAUUUGAUGCAAUCAGCAAUGCAAAGCACUUGAUCUACAUUACUGGUUGGUCAGUGUAUACUGAGAUCUCACUUGUCAGGGAUGCAAGGAGGCCGAAGCCUGGGGGAGACAUCACUAUUGGGGACCUGCUAAAAAAGAAGGCAAGUGAAGGAGUUAGGGUGCUGAUGCUUGUCUGGGAUGAUAGGACUUCUGUAGGUUUGUUGAAAAAGGAUGGACUGAUGGCCACUCAUGAUGAAGAAACUGAGCAUUUCUUCCAUGAUACUGAGGUGCACUGUGUCUUGUGCCCUCGUAAUCCUGAUGAUGGUGGAAGCAUUGUUCAAGAUCUACAAAUUUCCACCAUGUUCACUCAUCACCAGAAGAUUGUUGUGGUGGACAGUGAGAUGCCUAGUCAGGGGUCACAGAGGAGGAGGAUUGUGAGCUUCGUAGGUGGUAUUGAUCUCUGUGAUGGGAGAUAUGACACUCCAUUCCACUCUCUGUUCAGGACAUUAGACACGGCUCAUCAUGAUGAUUUCCACCAACCAAACUUUGCGGGUGCUUCGAUCACCAAGGGUGGUCCUCGGGAACCUUGGCAUGAUAUUCACUCGCGGCUUGAAGGACCCAUUGCUUGGGAUGUGUUGUAUAAUUUUGAGCAGCGAUGGAGAAAGCAGGGCGGUAAGGACCUGCUUCUUCCGCUAAGGGAGCUUGAUGAUGUUAUUAUCCCCCCUUCUCCUGCUAUGUUCCCCGAUGACCCUGAAAGAUGGCAAGUCCAAUUAUUCAGAUCGAUAGAUGGUGGAGCUGCUUUUGGCUUCCCUGAGACUCCUGAAGAUGCUGCUAGAGCUGGGCUUGUUAGUGGGAAGGAUAAUAUCAUCGAUCGAAGCAUUCAGGAUGCUUAUAUAAAUGCAAUCCGCCGUGCCAAAAAUUUCAUUUAUAUUGAGAAUCAGUAUUUUCUUGGAAGCUCUUUUGGUUGGUCUGCUGAUGGUAUAAAGCCCGAGGAUAUUAAUGCCUCACAUCUUGUCCCCAAGGAGCUUGCACUUAAAAUUGUAAGUAAGAUUGAAGCUGGGGAGAGGUUCAGUGUCUAUGUCGUAGUUCCAAUGUGGCCUGAGGGCGUUCCAGAGAGUGGAUCGGUGCAGGCAAUAUUAGAUUGGCAGAAGAGGACGAUGGAGAUGAUGUACAAGGAUGUUAUCCAAGCUCUGCAAGCGAAGGGUAUUGAGGAAGACCCUCGAAAUUAUUUGACAUUUUUCUGUCUUGGAAAUCGGGAGGUCAAGAGGAGUGGAGAAUAUGAGCCUUCGGAGAAGCCUGAACCUGAUUCAGAUUAUAUAAGAGCCCAGGAAGCACGGCGAUUCAUGAUCUAUGUUCAUGCCAAGAUGAUGAUCGUUGAUGAUGAGUACAUAAUAAUUGGAUCUGCCAACAUCAACCAGAGAUCGAUGGAUGGUGCCAGAGACUCAGAGAUUGCAAUGGGAGCUUACCAGCCCCAUCAUCUGGCCACAAGAGAGCCAGCACGCGGACAGAUCCAUGGCUUCCGUAUGGCUCUGUGGUAUGAGCACCUGGGAAUGCUUGAUGACUCAUUCCUCCAGCCUGAAGGUGAGGAAUCUAUCAGGAAAGUGAAUCAGAUCGCUGACAAGUACUGGGAUCUUUACUCGAGUGAGACACUCGAGCGCGACUUGCCUGGUCAUCUGCUUCGCUAUCCUAUUGGGGUUGCCAGUGACGGAGUCAUCACUGAACUGCCAGGAUUCGAGCACUUCCCUGACACGAAGGCUCGGAUUCUUGGUACCAAAUCUGACUACAUGCCUCCCAUCCUCACUACUUAGUUCAAACGUUUACCUCCUUUCCCUUAAACUUUGGUUAUCUACUUGGUUGUGCUAUACCAACAGUAAUUUGGCUUGCUGUCCUCUUUGGUAUGUUGGUUGUUGUAGCAGUGUAAUAAAGUGUUUCACCCAUCCUGUCUCGUGAAAGAUGAUAUUCUUUUGUGAUCAGCUUUUUCAUAUCGAGAUUUGCAGAGUUUUUAUGGCAAUAGGAUGUUAACUGGUCGAAGUUUGCCUUUUGUAAUACAUGGUAUAUCUUUCCUACUGC
Syzygium oleosum is the source of this 2844-nucleotide messenger RNA. Its product is annotated as phospholipase D alpha 1. The transcript is spliced from 4 exons. Gene Ontology annotation, cellular component: plasma membrane. Gene Ontology annotation, molecular function: calcium ion binding; D-type glycerophospholipase activity. Bases 162 to 2582 code for a protein of 806 amino acids. The record is from RefSeq and is a predicted model, not a curated record. Lineage: Eukaryota; Viridiplantae; Streptophyta; Magnoliopsida; Myrtales; Myrtaceae. Gene Ontology annotation, biological process: phosphatidylcholine metabolic process; phospholipid catabolic process.